Molecule: messenger RNA, 564 nt
Organism: Oncorhynchus gorbuscha (pink salmon)
Lineage: Eukaryota; Metazoa; Chordata; Actinopteri; Salmoniformes; Salmonidae
Product: NACHT, LRR and PYD domains-containing protein 3-like
Exons: 5
Coding region: 1-564 (187 amino acids)
Molecular function (GO): protein binding
Source: RefSeq, a predicted model, not a curated record
AUGUGUAGACUUACCUCCAACUGCUGUGAGGCUCUGGCCCCAGCUCUCAGCUCUAAUUCCCAACACCUGAGAGAGCUGGAACUGAGUAACAAUGAUUCAGGAGUGAAGCUGCUUUCUGCUGGACUGGCGAAUGCACACUGUAAACUUGAGAUACUGAGGUUGUCCUUCUGUGGAGUCAAAGAGGAAGGCUGUGCUUCUCUUGCCUCAGCGCUGAAGUCAAACCCCUCACACAUGAGAGAGCUAGACCUGAUCUUCAAAUGCCCAGGAGACUCUAGAGAGAGACUGCUCUCUGCUAGAUUGAAGGACCCACACUUCAAACUCAAUAUGGACCGUGGAGAGUGCAGGGCCGAUAAACCUGGGCAAAAGAGAUAUGCCCGUGAGCUCACACUGGACACACGCACAGUACACAAACUGCUCUCACUGCCUGAGAAGAGAAAGGUGCCACGGGAGAAAGAGGAGUAUCCUGAUCACCCAGAUAUAUUUCGGAUAGAGCCACAGGUGCUGUGUAAAGAGGAGCUGUCUGUGCGCUGUUACUGGCAGGGGUCAGAGUCAGACGGCAUGUGA